AUGACAGCGGCAACUGAAAGUAAACAGCUUGCAAAUAACUUAUUAAACAUAAUGCCUUCUCAAUCAAAUGAAGUUUUAUCAUUUCAAACUUAUCAUCCUGAUUCAAACUCUUCUUCUCAUCUAUCAUCAACUUGUUCCGAGGGUGGUGAUUCUUUAUUCCAAGAAGAAAAUGGAAAAUAUGAUCUUGACACUGUGUCUACUUUUGUUGCUAAAUUAUAUCAACUUCUUGAUGGUGAUGAAUAUAAAGAAUAUUUAACGUGGAAUGAUACUGGUGAUGUGUUUGUGAUUUGUAACAUGGAUGAAUUUGCUACUAAUGUCUUACCUAAAUAUUUUAAGCAUUGCAAAUUUACUUCGUUCGUCAGACAACUUAAUAUUUAUGGAUUUUAUCGAGUAUCAGAUGCUCGUAAAUCAAAACACGUUCGUAGUAAGCAUGCAUGUGUAUUUUCACAUUCACAAUUUAGACGCGGUAGACAAGAUCUAUUACCAAAUAUAAAACGUAAAGUUGCAAAAACUGCAAGAAGAAAACCGCAUUACAUAGAUUUUUUAUCUAAUGCUACCGCUAAUAAUAAUUUAGAUAAAUCUGAUGUUGAUAACAUGACGCGUAAAAGGCUCAGUGAUCUAACUAUCAUAACUGAAAAUCUCAGAAAAGAUUUAAAACAAAUGAAUAAUAUAGUGAAUAAUUUGCUACCUGAAGUUAGAAAUUUGACAGAAGGCCUACAAAAACAUCAAACUCAUCUAAUGGCUCUCACUCAACUAAUGACCGGUUCUUCUUAUCAUGAUGAAAUGCCAUCAAAACGUAUGAGAUUUGAUAAAACAAUGAUAAAAACAGAACAACUUCAACAGCCAACAACUACAAUGUCAUUAUCGCCAUCUGUCCCAACUGUACCUUCAUCGAGAAUCCCUGCACAACCUUUUGGAAUAUUCACUAACCAGAAUCAUCAUCAUCAUCACCAACAAGAACAAGAACAAGAGCAACAACAACAACACCAUAAUCAUCAUUCAAAUGCUAAUUUAAUUAAUGAUAAUGCUUCUACUUCACCAAUAAUUAAUGACUCGUCAUCUUCAUCUUCGUCUUCAUCACCUGAAUCUGCUGCUGCUACAAUCCAACCUUCGUCCAUAUCACCUACUGCUUUAACAAUACCUUCAUCAAAUUCUCACCAUCAUCACCAUCAUCACCAUCAUCAAAAUUUCAAUAAUAUUAAUGGAUCUUCUAUAAUUGGUGAAUUUCAAUCCGCUGCUUCUGCUCACUCAAAUAUUCCUAAUUUUAACGUUAAUGAAUCAUGGAGUCCUGCAACUGCCACCACAACAACUGAUCAUCCCAGCACCUCACCUAAUAUUACUACUUCAUCAUCUAUAAUGAUAGCUGAUUCCAAUGGUGUAAUAGUAACUGUAAAUUCAUCAUCACCUCCUACUUCAACGUCGCCUUCAUCAUCACCUCCAUUACCUCAAUCUGGUGCUACUACAAAUAGCUCUCUAACAGAUUUCUAUAAUCACAAUCAUCUUUUACAAGUAAAUAUUGGGAUGUAUAAUUAUACGAAUUAUUAA
This is a messenger RNA of Entrophospora candida, 1545 nucleotides long. The record is from the annotation of a GenBank genome assembly. NCBI's taxonomy places the organism in Eukaryota, Fungi, Glomeromycota, Glomeromycetes, Entrophosporales, Entrophosporaceae.